GUGGAAUUUACCCCGUAAGCUGGUUUUAUAUGUUACAAUUGUGUCUAAGAGGCUCCAGAACAGUUCCAUAUAGAUCCGUAAGAAAGAUGCACGUUCAAUAUUUGCCUAUGCGUUGGGGCAGAGGUGAUAACUACGCCUAUUUGAUAACCGAUGAGUCAACCAAGGAUUCAUGGCUUAUCGACCCUGCCAAUCCAGAGGACAUUCCAGAGGAGACAUUAUCGAAGGUUAACGUUGUUAACAUAGUGAACACUCAUCACCACUAUGAUCAUGCUGGUGGUAAUGGCCACUAUAAAAAGCUUUUGAAGGUUCCAAUUGUUGGUGGGAAGGACUGUCCUUCCGUUGAUGUUGUACCACAGGAUGGUGAAAAGAUCCAAUUAGGGUCGAAUUUGGAAAUCACAGCCAUCCAUACUCCUUGUCAUACACAGGACUCUAUCUGUUAUUACUUCGCUGACAACAAGACCGGUGAGAAGGCUGUGUUUACAGGCGAUACCUUGUUCACUGCAGGCUGUGGACGUUUCUUCGAAGGAGAGCCGUCCGAGAUGGUCACCAGCUUAAACAAGUUGGCACAGCUACCAAGGACAACUGUUGUUUAUCCAGGUCAUGAAUAUACAAAGGGUAAUGCUAAGUUUGCCCUGAGUGUUAUGGAUAAUGAACCACUGCGUCAAUUGAUGGACUACUCUGACAAGAACGAAUUCACCACUGGCAAGUACACGAUUGAAGAUGAAUUGGCCUUUAAUCCGUUCAUGAGAUGCGACGAUGACGAGUUGAAGGCAAAGUUCCACUGCUCAGAUGACAUUCAACUGAUGGGACUGUUCCGUGAGAUGAAGAACAACUUUUAACCGUAUCGCUCUUCAUUUAAAAGGGGGAGCUAUCUAUUUAAGUCUAUAAUCUAACAGUGACAUAUGGUGGAUGUAGGAGAACAAAUCAAAACCCCAACAAGUUAGAGCUAUUGCUGAGAAAUUGUAACCUGAUCUCUAUAAAGCCUUCAUAAACGUAACGUAAACAAAGAGCUUCACUUGAACACUUCAUAUCAC
Messenger RNA from Williopsis jadinii, 1034 nucleotides. RefSeq lists its product as uncharacterized. The transcript has a single exon. Gene Ontology annotation, molecular function: hydroxyacylglutathione hydrolase activity. Lineage: Eukaryota; Fungi; Ascomycota; Saccharomycetes; Phaffomycetales; Wickerhamomycetaceae. The coding region runs from base 87 to 839 and encodes 250 amino acids. The record is from RefSeq and is a predicted model, not a curated record.